Messenger RNA from Pecten maximus, 2408 nucleotides. RefSeq names its product soluble scavenger receptor cysteine-rich domain-containing protein SSC5D-like. Bases 622 to 2097 code for a protein of 491 amino acids. The record is from RefSeq and is a predicted model, not a curated record. The transcript is spliced from 7 exons. Gene Ontology annotation, cellular component: membrane. Lineage: Eukaryota; Metazoa; Mollusca; Bivalvia; Pectinida; Pectinidae.
UAAGGACAGUAUCUACGAGUGAUAAAAGUAUAAAGAUAUUACAGCAAAGACAGGUUAACAUGUGAAACGUUUGGGCUUACAGCAACGAACUCGCAUGGAAUUCAUGGUAUGUUGAAUGACUAGCAGAAAGUCAAUGUUGGAAGUUGAUUUCAAUAGCGGAUGUCAUGAUAAGUAUGUGAAUCUGACUUAGCGGUGUAAAGAGACGAAGUGACAAAGCAGGAUUAAAUGUUUCAGGAACUAGGUCACACUCCGCACGAAAGCACGCGUAUCUCACUUUCAUGCCUUAAUCGGGUUAAUGGCAUCUUAUGUAAAAUAUGCUUUGUUUCCGGCUGAUUUCAUUAUCAUAGAAUUUUCAGUAUUAUGACAAUCCGUAUAUCUACAUACUUAUGCUUUUAACGGUGAAUGGCGCUUCUUUAGAUAUAUCCUUCCAAACAAUGGAUUAUGAAUGCGGUUUCCUACCAUAGAAAUCUCAAAGAAAUGCGAAGAUUCGAAAGCUGCUUACAAAACAGCUGUAAAUACAGUUGUUGUGCUGGCUUGUAACCAAGACAACCAACCGGAUGUACCUUGAACAACAGGAUAUAUACUGCUAUUUCAGUUUGUGACGGAUUCCAACACUGAGAGAUGCGUUUCAUCAUAGUGUUCCUCCAUAUAUAUCAAUUUUGUUAUGUCUAUGGGCAAGUGGCCAUCAGCUGUCCAACCUCGUACACGAUCCAUCCGGUUUAUCCAAACCUAUGUAUCUACGCCGCCAGUAAUUCAUAUUCUCAAUGGCAUCAUGCAUCGUGUCCCAAUGGUGGCAGCCUAGCCCAACCUUACAACAGGCUCAUACACGAUUUCGUAACCACAUUUCUCGACACAGGAGAAACAUACUACAUUGGUUUAAACGACAGCAAUGGUGCUCUACUAUGGCGGGACGGGGAGGUGUUUUCAGGAAGAUUUGACGUCAUUGGGAAUCUGACCAAUGUCUUAAACGGAUGUGUUUACUACUACCACACCGGACAGUGGGAAUGGGACCUAUCAAAUUGUGCUGUGUUGAAAUCAUACAUCUGUGAAUACAUCAUACCAAAUAUUGACCCGAACAUUCGGCUGUUUAAUGAUACAUUGGAGGGAAGAGUGGAGAUAUACCGUUACAAUAGAUGGGGGACCGUGACUCACAGCAAUCCUCCCGACACGCUGGGUGUUGUUAUUUGUAAAAUGCUGGGAUACGAUUUUGCAGAUUAUGAUGUUAGUUCUACAGUUGAGGAUGGAACUGGACCCGUUUGGCUGGAUGGUGUAAACUGCAGUACCAAGCCAGCCACGAUUGACGAAUGUGCCAGUCUUGAGGAUAUACUAUGGGGUCCUACAAUUGCACCUCACACAACAGACGUGAAAGUGCGAUGUACAGUAAGUAUCGCCAGUUCAUCAUCGUUUUGCCUGGCUGCUACAUCGACAACGACGACAACAGAAACUAUGACGUCAACAACCACGUCCUUUACUACAGAAACAGUCACUAUGACAACCAAGGAGAUGUUACAGCCAACACAAUGUAUCCAAAUUACCACCAUGAAUAGUCAAACAUACUCUCCCUUUACAUCAACAACAGCAGGUACAUAUUCCCAUGGAAUCAUGCAAUCCAGUGCUGAAUAUAGUAGUGUUCAGCCGCCAUCGUCACAACCAAAACUUCAACAGGUACCUAAAUACAACAGGAGAACCAGCGCUAUGUACUCCACUUCGACAAAGCAGGACAACAGACCAUCUGCUGUUGCUAUUGGAAGUUUAGGCGUCAUUAUACUUGUAGGUCUGUUAGGAAGCGCAUUUUAUCUCGACCUGUUGACAAUUGGGAAAGAGCGUCAAGUUUUCAGAAAUGCUGGAAAGGCACCACCAAGGAGACAAGAGAGAACCAGGCGUUCUCCCGAUGGCCGGGAGUCAGGAGGAAGCAUGUCAACUUCUGGAGCUUCUUCGGAUAUCACUGUCAAUGAGAUGGAUGAAAAUCCUUCCGAAUCUAACGAAAAUUCAUCAAACUUAGAUGAAUUACAGAGAGUAGGGAGUGCGCAGGUUCAUCCGAUUCCACAUGGAGUAAAGCCGCUUGGAAAGUUCCCUCUUUCCUUUGAAUUUGCAUGAUAUCCCCGUGGCAAAUCCAUGUGUCCCUGAGGAUAUAGAUACUGGGUAUUUUGCUGCUUUUCCGAGUCGUCCUUUCAUUGGUGAUGUGAUGGAUAUUCCAUCUCAGUUCAUUUACCGAGAACCCAGUGAUGCAAUGUGUUCGGUCGACGAUGAUGUACUGUCCGUGGUCACAAAUACAAGGGAGGUAAAUCCAAACACACCGUCUCGAGAUAUGUUGUAUGGCAACUAACAAGUGUCGUGAUAUUGUAAUAUUGAUUCAACUUCUGUGUUGUUAACAACUCUUGAAGAACAUAUACAGUGCACUAGCAGAU